GGAGGUUGAAUUGACUUGAUCAUUGUGAUAGUUGUUCGCGAUUGUCCGCAUUUUACGGACGUCCACUGGUUCCACCAGGUGUCGCAUCAUUAUAACGUAAUAAACCAAAAAUAAAAAACAUCAAAAAAAAAAAAAUAAUACAAUAAUAAUUAAAUAGUGUAUAUCUAAAUGUGUAUAUUGUGAAAUAUUUAAUAAUUGUGACAUAACAGUGGAUAUUUUUUCAUCAAGGUAAAUAGGACAAUAAAAAUUUACAUCUGUCAAUGAAUUGGAUUUAACGUAUGUCAACAUGUGGAGUCCAACACACGUCCAAGUGACAGUUCAAAGAGCCAAGGGUUUACUGACAAAAGGAAAACACAAGACAAAUGACUGUUUUGUUACAAUUGGUAUUGGAAAAGAAAAAUAUCAAACAUCAGUUAAAGAAAAAGCAACAGAAAGUGUUGAAUGGCAUGAAGAAUGUGAGCUUCAAAUACCAUCACAGGGUAAUACUGCUGAAAUUGUAUUAACAGCACUUCAUCGUAAUUUUCUUGGUGUUGAUGAAUUUCUCGGUACAAUAUCUGUACCACUGUCUAGCUUUGAUGUUUAUGAAAGACCAAAAAACAGAUGGUAUACAUUGGAAAAUAAACCGGGUAAAGAUAAUACAAAAAAUCGUGGUGAAUUAGAAGUUAAAAUUGGUUUUAUUGUAAAAGCUGGAAGUUUAACAGAUUUAACUAAAAAAGAAAGACAUAAAAGUUCACUUGGACAAUUAUCAACAGCUGCACAAUCAAUUGGUGGAAGUUUAUUGAGUAUUGGAAGUUUAGAAAAACGUAAAGGUCUUAAAAAAUUGGCAAAAUCAAUUGGUAAUCGUGUUAAAGGAAAAAGUAAAAAUAAAUUGGAUAAAAAUGAAUUUGAUGAAAUUGAUGAACAUUAUAUAAGACAAUCAAAACAAGAACCGGGUGAAGCUGAUCCAGGUGUUAUUAGUGAGGAUGAUGAUGAAUUUGCAUUUGAUGAUUUAUCACACAAGAGUUCAACGUCAUCAAUAAAUGUGCCUGUAUCAAGUGUCAUAACAUCAGGUUAUUCAAGUAAUUCAACAAUAACAACAACACCAAGUUCAUUUGGUCGAACAACAAAUGAAACAAAUACAUCAUCAUCAACAACACCACCACCAUCAUCACCACCAGCAAAUAUUGCACCAAAUAAACCACCAAGAACUACAUCAGUUAAUUCAUCACCAAAAUCAGAUAAUCAAGAGCCAGAUGAGUGGGGUAGAAAACUUUAUGGUAUACAAUCAAAUAAUCAAUUAAAAAGAUGGGACAAUAAAUCAACUCCAAGAAUUUUGAUAGAUGAACCAAAGGAUAAUCAUGAUAUAUCACCAGCAGCAUCACCAUUGCCAACAUCAAAAAUUUAUGAUACACCAGAACCACCAAGUCCAGCACCACGUGAAAUAAUUAAUCAAUCAACAAAACGUAAUCCAAUAAAAGAUGACAAAAUAAUCAAAGAUAAAAUAUUGAAAGAUGAUAAAUAUUUAAUCAGAGAAAAUAGUCCAAAUUCACGUUUUGAUGAUAAAUUUAUGAAUGAAAAUAAUAAAGAUAAAAAACAAAUUAAAAAAGAUAAAAAAAAAAAUAAAGGAAAAAAUAAUUUUGAUGAUUCAUCAUCUGAAAGAAUAAUAAUUGGUGGUGAAGAUGGUAUGAAAAAUACAAUGAUCAACAAAAGCAGACUUCCUCAUGAAAUUCUUGCACAAUUUGAGGGAAAAAGUCGAGAGGAUCUUAUUGAGCUGGCUUUACAGUUACAAACUGAAGUUAUUGAUAAACGUAAACGUCUUGCUGACAUGGAAGAUUAUAUUGAUUCACUUCUUUUACGUGUUAUUGAAGCAUCACCAAGAUUACUUCAAAAUCCAUAUGAAAUUAAUCGAAGAUUAUCAUCACCCGGAAAACAAUAAUUUAUUAAUAAUUAUAUACAAAAAAAAAACCAUUGCCUUAAUGUGUCAAAUGAAUAUUUUUGAGAAUUUAAUUUUUAUGAAAAUAUAUAAAUUUACUGCCAAUAUAUUUUAUUUUUAUUGUUUAUUAAAAUGGUCUUUUUGACUAUCUUUGACAGUUUAAUAUUUAAACUAAUUAGUAAUUAUUAAUUGACACUUUUUUUUUUUUUUUUAUAGUACUAAAUAUUAUUGCUAAUAUUUUUAUUAUUUACUUAUUUAUAAAAUGAAAAAUCUUGAACAUUUUUCAUCUGAUGACUGAUAAAAAAAAGUUGUUUUUUUUUUUUUUUUUUUUUCGUAUUAAAAGAUACUCUCUCUUGUCUUCCUACAAAAAUGAUUGUUAUUAUUUCAUUUUUGUAAUUUAAAAAUCAAAAAUAAUUGUUGUUUUGUUUUUUUGUAUUAACUGUUCUAAUUGUUAAUAACUGUCCAAAGAAUUAUAUUUGCUUUUUUCGUUUGUUAUUUUGAUUAAAUAAUAAUAAUGUGUCAAAAAAAUUGGUUAUGUACAAGAGAAAGUAAUAAAAAAAAAAAAAAAUGUCGUUGCGAUAUAUUUAAUAAAUGGGCUUUUUG
Aphidius gifuensis is the source of this 2515-nucleotide messenger RNA. It is a transcript of the gene Rip11, whose product is annotated as rab11 family-interacting protein 1. Gene Ontology annotation, biological process: regulated exocytosis. The record is from RefSeq and is a predicted model, not a curated record. Bases 287 to 1915 code for a protein of 542 amino acids. Gene Ontology annotation, molecular function: small GTPase binding. The transcript has 7 exons. Gene Ontology annotation, cellular component: intracellular membrane-bounded organelle. NCBI's taxonomy places the organism in Eukaryota, Metazoa, Arthropoda, Insecta, Hymenoptera, Braconidae.